GCCAAGGACAGGAUGCUCGAGGCCAGGCGUUCCCAAGGCUGCUGCACGUCGGGAGGGUCUUGGCGGCAAACGACGCUCCCAAAUAUCCCGCCGCGGUUUUCUCCAUUAAACGUUCAGUGAGGUUGUAACGUCAGGCAGCCACAUGAGCCUCGCGGCGAGCGCGCGCGCGGAGGGGAGCCAGCCGGUUCUGUGUGGGAGGCCGCUGCCCGGGGCCCGCCUCUGGGCCUGCCCGCCUGGCGCCGCGGUUGUCCAGGUGCCUGGAAGGGCGCGGGACUCACGGGCGCGGCCCCUCCCCUCCCCUCCCCUCCCCUCCCGGGCGGCCCAGUCUGCCGGCGCCCCCGCAGCGCGCCCUCAGUCCGCGCUGGGCCGUUAGGCGAGGCGGCGGCGGCGGCGGCGGCGGCGGCGGGAUGGAGGCCCCUGAGGCGGGCUGGGCGGUGUGGUCGGCGGCGUUCUGGCGGCGGCUGUCGGGGCCGGCGGAGGAGCGGGCGCUGCGCGGGCUGAGCGUGGGGCUGGGCUGCUGCAUGGCGGCGGCGGCGCUGGCGGGGCGCUCGGUGCGCGUGCCCUACGGGCGCUACUCGGGGGCGCUGCUGCUGGGCGGGCGGGUGCCGGCGCGGCCGGCCUGGGUGCUGCAGGAGGCGCCCUCCUUCCUGCUGCCGCUGCUGCUCGCCCUCCGCAGCGACGGCGCGCAGCUCCACCGCUGGCCCAACCGCCUCCUGCUCGGCCUCUUCCUCGCCCACUACGCCUACAGGUCAUUCAUCUUUCCUUUCUUAAUUCGUGGAGGGAAGCCGACACCGAUCAUUACCUGUGUACUAGCUUUUGCCUUCUGCUCCUGUAAUGGAUACUUGCAAGGCCGGAGUUUGAGUAACUAUGCAGAAUACCCCUCAGGCUGGCUGACAGAUCCCCGUUUCAUUCUAGGUGUUGCAGGAUGGGUCAGCGGCCUGCUGAUUAAUAUAUGCUCAGAUCAUAUUCUAAUAAAUCUCAGGAAGCCGGGAGAGACAGGCUAUAAAAUACCGAGAGGAGGACUGUUUGAAUAUGUGAGUGGAGCAAAUUUUUUCGGGGAGAUAGUCGAAUGGUCUGGGUUUGCUCUUGCUUGUUGCACGGUGGAAAGCGCCGUUUUUGCCUUGAGCUCAUUCCUGAUCUUAAGUACCCGAGCACAGCACCAUCAUCAGUGGUACCAUGAAAAGUUUGAAAACUACCCGCAAUCCAGGAAGAUUCUGAUUCCAUUUGUGUACUAAGUUUGUCCUGACCUUGCUAAUCCUGAAUCUCUUUUGGGAUGGCACCUAUUCUGAAAAAUAAAUGCUGGUUAACUGGAUUCUCCUACGUUCCGAUUCUUCAGGGAAACUCUUAUUAAUGCAGACAUUUUGCUGAAUGACGUUGCAAUAACAUGUUCAGUUAGCCAUGGCUUACUUGAGGCUGAUGAAGUCUUGGUUGGGGAACCGAAUAACGUUUCAGGAACCAAAAUCCUGUACAUGCAAUUGGGGGCGGUGGGGAUGGCAUCGUUUAUUUGCUUGUGACCACUGUUGGUUGCCAAGUCGGGAAACAAAUUCAAACUUACAGUAUAAUGCUCAGAGCAAAGUGUAAAAUCACCUGCACAUUUUACAAUGCAAAAACAGCCAGUUAUAAAAUCAUUAGAUCUGCUGGCCUCAACAUCAAUAAAUAAUAUGGUUUCCGCUAACCAUAAUACAUUUAUUUCUCAUUUUAUGCUGCUAAAGGAGUUACAUUAUGAAUGAUAUUUGUCUUACUCAGCCAACCCCCCCAAACAACAACAACAACAACAACAACAACAACAACAACAACAACAACAACAACAACAACAACAACAACAACAACAACAACAACACUCCAGACAGAGAGAUGUUCCCCUGGAGAAUAUGGCAGCUGAAGAGAGCAUUCCUGCUGAUAUCCUUUUCCUGUCCAAACCCCUCGAUCUCCAGAUAUCCCUCAGAUGGCAACUUUACCUGCGACCACGACAAAAACGUAAGCCACAAUGUUUUCAUUUAUAAACAAAGGUCAGCAGAAGGCCAAAAUACAGCAGUACCUUCCCUCUGGACAAGAAAAGAUUACUUGAAAGCAGAGAACUAAUAGAUGCUCUUUUCAAACUAUACUUCAAACCAAUAACAUCUUCAGCAAUGAGAUUGUGAUAUAUUUUUCACAAGAAUUGCAUAUUUUUGAAACUGACUUCAAUCCAGGAAAAUUCUCUUAGCGGAAUAAGGCUUCCCUACCUCAGCAGCUAGUCUUUUCCCAUCACUUACUUUGUAAGCAACAUGUUGGACAGAGUACGCUUCUCUACAGCAGAUUUGUCUUCACUGAAACUGGAUUUAUAUUCUGCGGUAAUUCUCUGGUCUUCUGCCCAAACCUAAUAUUUUUAAAAAUAAGAUUUAAUUUUUUAAUGAAUAGAAACAGAAUAGGAAAAAG
Molecule: messenger RNA, 2415 nt
Organism: Sphaerodactylus townsendi
Lineage: Eukaryota; Metazoa; Chordata; Lepidosauria; Squamata; Sphaerodactylidae
Gene: SRD5A1
Product: steroid 5 alpha-reductase 1
Exons: 5
Coding region: 408-1235 (275 amino acids)
Biological process (GO): steroid biosynthetic process
Cellular component (GO): membrane
Molecular function (GO): 3-oxo-5-alpha-steroid 4-dehydrogenase activity
Source: RefSeq, a predicted model, not a curated record